Messenger RNA from Zalophus californianus (California sea lion), 2551 nucleotides. RefSeq names its product methylthioadenosine phosphorylase (gene MTAP). The record is from RefSeq and is a predicted model, not a curated record. The transcript is spliced from 8 exons. Gene Ontology annotation, molecular function: S-methyl-5-thioadenosine phosphorylase activity. The coding region runs from base 226 to 1077 and encodes 283 amino acids. Gene Ontology annotation, biological process: nucleoside metabolic process. Gene Ontology annotation, cellular component: cytosol. NCBI's taxonomy places the organism in Eukaryota, Metazoa, Chordata, Mammalia, Carnivora, Otariidae.
ACCGGAAAGGUCUGCAAAAGGGGCGGGACGCGGGAACCUCGAAUUGAGGAAGGGGGUGGCGGGGGCGAUCCCACGCUAGCAGCCAAUCCAGCUGUCCCGGGGAGGAAGAGGAGGAGCCAGGGCCGCCCCCGGGACUCCGCACCGCUUAGUCCCGCGCUGCCGUUCCAGCCGCCUCGGCUGCUGGGCCCCUCGAAGCCGCCACCGCAGCCGCCACUCCGCGCAGACAUGGCCUCGGGUGCCACCCCCACGGCAGUGAAGAUUGGAAUAAUUGGUGGAACAGGCCUGGAUGAUCCAGAAAUCUUAGAAGGAAGAACUGAAAAAUAUGUGGAUACUCCAUUUGGCAAGCCUUCUGAUGCCUUAAUUUUGGGGAAGAUCAAGAAUGUCGAUUGCGUCCUCCUUGCAAGGCAUGGGAGACAGCAUACCAUCAUGCCUUCAAAAGUCAACUACCAGGCGAACGUCUGGGCUCUGAAGGAGGAGGGCUGUACACACGUCAUCGUGACCACAGCUUGUGGCUCGUUGAGGGAAGAGAUUCAGCCCGGCGAUAUCGUCAUUAUUGAUCAGUUCAUCGACAGGACCACCAAAAGGCCUCAGACCUUCUAUGAUGGAAGUCAUUCCAGUACCAGAGGAGUAUGCCAUAUUCCCAUGGCUGAGCCGUUCUGCCCCAAAACAAGAGAGGUCCUCAUAGAGACUGCUAAAAAGUUAGGACUCCGGUGCCACUCAAAAGGCACAAUGGUCACAAUCGAGGGACCUCGUUUUAGCUCCCGGGCAGAAAGCUUUAUGUUCCGCACUUGGGGGGCGGAUGUUAUCAACAUGACCACGGUUCCAGAGGUGGUUCUCGCUAAGGAGGCUGGGAUUUGCUAUGCAAGUAUCGCCAUGGCAACAGAUUAUGACUGCUGGAAGGAGCAUGAGGAAGCGGUUUCGGUGGACCGGGUCUUAAAGACCCUGAAAGAAAAUGCCAAUAAAGCCAAAAGUUUACUCCUCACUACCAUACCUCAGAUAGGGUCCAUGGAAUGGUCAGAAACCCUCCAUAACCUGAAGAAUAUGGCCCAGUUUUCUGUUUUAUUACCAAGACAUUAAACGAGCAUGGCUGCCUAGGAGACAAGAAGACUUUCUAAUUUCAGCCAUUUGAGAAAUUUCAGCUUAACUUGGAAAAAAUAUGGAAAAGACAUGCAGCUCUCAUGCCCUCGCCUGUUAAGGAGAAGAACAUGAUAAGACAAGAAGACAUGCACGUAUCAGAGAUGCCUUCUAGAAGGCUUAGACUGCUUCAGAAAAUGACCAGUGAAUAUGUGGAAAAAUUCUGACACUUUAAGAAAAAAAAGAUUAGACCCCAUCUACCGUUCCCCCAGUAAAUUUGUAAUAAUAAAGGGUGGGAGGUAACAUCCAGUUGCCUAAUGUUACCAAGGAAAUAUGAGGAAGAAAUGGGAAUUCUUAGGCUGUUGAUUGGUGUGACUAAAUUUGUACAGUCUUUUUGGAGGGCAGUUUGCUAAAAUGUAUCAAAAGGCUUAAAAAUACUUAGACCCUUUGUGCUGGUUACUCCUAGGAAUUUAUCUUUAAAAAAUUAUCAGAGAUACAAAGAAUUAUGUAUACGGAAGGAUGUCUAAUAUACCAUUAGUUAUAAUAGUAAAUAUUCAGAACAAUCUGAAUAUCCAACAGUUGGAGGUAAAUUACGGCCUACCUCUAAUUGGAUUGUGGAGCAGCUGAGGAUCAUGUUUUCACAUAACAUUUAAUGUCCUAAAGAAAUGGCUGCUCUAUAAUAUGAAAGGAAAAAAGAAUAUGUGCACACAUUUUCCAUUGCUAAUUUUGUUUUAAAGUUCUACAUUAAUGUACAAAAAGACCAGAAAUGGAUAUGUAAUCUUUUGUUACUGUAUUUGGGGUUGGGUCACUGAAUCAUUUUAAUUUUCUAUUUUUCUGUGUCUUCACAUUUUUUUACAAUGAAUAUAAUCAAGUAAUAAAGUUGUCUUAAAAAUAAAAAGAUCCAGUUCUUGAAAACAUAACUGAUGUGAAGCACAAACUUUAAGAUGGUAAUUCUAAGAGGAGUUCUGUUUGGGUUCCGUCUUCAUUGUAUUAAAAAAGAGGAUCAUUAAUAACUGUACAGUGAGAACAAUACUUAGGCCUGCAACAACUUGAGAAUAACUGGGUGUUUAAUCCUCAGAGAGUCCGAAACUCUGUAAGAGACUACAGACACACCUGUUAGUGUGUCAGGUAUUUUUAAAAUUAAUAUUUGACCUUUGUUUCUACUUUUUAUGAGUUGAUGAAUUAUUUUACAUGAGUUAAUGGUUUGGAAUUUUUCAUAAAACAGAAGCUUGCUUCUUUCUCUGCUUUUUGUUGUUCAUUUUAUAGGAAUGUGUUUUGUUUUCUCUCGCAGGGAGAUCCUUUUUUUCCCUCAGAGAUACUACUAUUCACUGUGGUCUGUUACUGGGUCCUUUAGUCAUGUAGCUUGUCUUUAGAGAAUCUGUAAAGUCUGUGUUUGUGUCUAGGAGACUGUCUUCAAGAUAAUAAGCUGCUAAUUGUAAACAACAAAAUAAACCGGUUACCGCCCCCCCAGCAUUAA